This is a messenger RNA of Botrytis cinerea B05.10, 7848 nucleotides long. RefSeq names its product Bcpks16 (gene Bcpks16). NCBI's taxonomy places the organism in Eukaryota, Fungi, Ascomycota, Leotiomycetes, Helotiales, Sclerotiniaceae. Bases 69 to 7796 code for a protein of 2575 amino acids. The transcript has 5 exons. Gene Ontology annotation, biological process: secondary metabolite biosynthetic process; proteolysis; fatty acid biosynthetic process. The record is from RefSeq and is a predicted model, not a curated record. Gene Ontology annotation, molecular function: 3-oxoacyl-[acyl-carrier-protein] synthase activity; phosphopantetheine binding; fatty acid synthase activity.
GGUUCAUUGACCCCUUCAUUUAAUCUGCAGUGGAGUUCUUAGUUUCAACACAAUAUACAUUGUACAUCAUGCUUUCUACAAUUGACGAGAUGCCAUCUGUGGCUAUAUUCUGCCCUCAAAGCAAAGCUCCACAGAAAACUUACCUUGAUCGACUACACUCUUUCCUUUGCCGGAACCCAUUCUUGAAACCUUUUGUUCGAGAUAUUCAAGAUCUUCCACAAACUUGGGAAACUUUCGCAAAUUACAGGGAAGAUAUUGCGGCUCUCAACCAAGGGCCAAGAUAUAUGAAGAAUUUGUCUGAAUGGAUUACAACUGGCGAAUCUGAACCCAUUGCAAACGCAAUGUCCGGCAUACUAUCUUUACCUCUUUUAGUCAUAAUUCAAAUUGGACAGUACUUUCAAUUUCUUGAAUUGAAAGGUAUGAAGCAUUUUGAGUUUCUCAAUCAACUUCGAAACGGGGGAGGAGUUCAAGGAUAUUGUGGUGGUUUGUUACCAGCUAUGGUAAUCGCGUGCUCGAAGGAUGAAACAGAAUUGGCGAGAUAUGCAUCUGUAGCCAUGCGUAUUGCCCUUGGAAUAGGGGCAUAUGGAGAGUUGGGCGAUGACGAAAGUAUUCCAGGACCAACAACAAUUGUCGUUCGCUUGAAAAAUGUAGGACAAGGGGAAGAGAUCGUGUCAAAAUUUCCAGGUGUACACAUUUCCGCUGUCACUGACCCAAAGACUAUCAGUAUGGUAGGUUCAGUGCCAGUACUUGCUAAAGUACAAGCAUAUGCUCGCGAGCAAGGUCUACUUGUACAAGAAAUGCACCUUCGAGGAAAAGUACACAAUCCUGAGAAUGAGGAUCUUUCAAUAGAAUUGUGCGGUCUAUGUGAUAAAAUAGAUUUCUUGCAACUUCCACCGGUAUCCGCUCUGCAGGCACCAAUGAGAUCGAAUAGAACGGGACACCUAUUCGAAAAUGAAUCUCUCAGCCAUGAGGCCGUACAGACGAUCUUGGCAUCUAGGUGUGAGUGGUAUACUCUUCUUACAGAACUAGCAGAUGAUCUUGAGAAGAGUGGAAGGAAAUCACAUGUUUUCGCAACGUUUGGAAUUGGCGAUUGUGUCCCGUUGGCGCCAUUCCAUAAGAAACAAUUGCGGAUCACCAAACUCGAUGUCCUUAGCGCAAUCAACAAAGCUGUUCCAUCGGCACUUAAAUUACAGAAAGACUCGCAUUAUGCAUUCCCUAGUGAUGCCGUAGCCGUGAUUGGGGCUUCAUGUCGUCUACCCGGUGCAAACAAUCUGGAAGAACUUUGGGAUCUCAUAUCAAAAGGAACCUCAGUUGCGAAAGAAGUUCCUAAUGAUCGUUUUGAUAUACAUCAUAGUUUUAGAGCUUCACAAGACUGGAAAUUCGCCGGCAAAAGAAAGUUCUUUGGUAACUUUUUGGAGAACGUGGAAGAUUUUGAUCAUGCUUUUUUUCGCACAAAUCCAAGAGAAGCGGUAAACAUGGAUCCUCAGCAAAGAAUUCUGCUCGAGCUUGCGUAUGAAGCAAUGGAGUCCAGCGGGUACCUACGUUCCCAUAAACGCGAGAACAAUGAUCCGAUAGGAUGCUUCAUAGGCGCUAGCUUUGUGGAAUACCUCGAUAACACAAACUCGAACGCACCAACUGCUUAUACAUCGACUGGGACUAUCAGGGCGUUUCUAUGCGGUAAAAUAAGUUACUACUUUGGAUGGAGUGGUCCGUCAGAAGUUAUCGAUACUGCAUGCUCUUCUUCACUAGUGGCAAUUCAUCGAGCAGUUCGGGCCAUACAAAGCGGAGAAUGCCCAAUGGCUUUGACUGGUGGGAUCAACAUAAUGACUGGCAUCAACAAUUAUUUAGAUCUGGCAAAAGCUGGAUUUCUGAGUCCUACAGGGCAAUGCAAACCAUUCUGUGAGUCGGCUGAUGGAUAUUGCAGAGCCGAGGGAGGUGGUUUGAUUGUCUUGAAAUUAUUGAAACAGGCGGUUGCAGAUGGGGAUCAAAUUCUCAGUGUCAUUCCUGGAGCGGCAACCAAUCAAGGAGGUUUAUCAUCUUCACUUACCAUUCCUUCGUCCCCGGCGCAAGUCCAGUUAUAUCAAAACAUAUUAAAUAAAGCCAAAAUGAAAGCGGACCAGGUCUCCUAUGUCGAGGCUCAUGGUACUGGGACCCAAGCUGGUGACCCACUUGAAGUAGCAAGCAUUCGAGAAGUGUUUGGAGGAUCCGAAAGAACCAAUUCUCUAUACUUGGGAUCUAUCAAGGGAAACAUUGGACAUUGCGAGACAGGAGCGGGAGUUGCUGGCUUAGUGAAACUAAUUGCAAUGAUUAACAAAGGAGUCAUCCCACCUCUCGCGAGUCACAAUAACCUGAAUCCAAAAAUCCCAGCUCUGGAGCCAGAUCGAAUGGCAAUUACAACAAAAGCUAUACCGUGGAUUGCUAAAUUUCGGGCGGCUUGUGUGAAUAGUUAUGGAGCUGCUGGAAGUAAUGCUGCCAUGCUGUUAUGUGAAGGUCCACGGCAAUACAUAGAAGCACCGAAGACUCCACUUCAGUUCGGCGCAAAAUAUCCAGUUAUUCUAAGUGCGUCGACAAAAGAUAGCUUAUUGAAAUAUGCGAGAAUUCUCGGAGAGUAUCUUGCAGUUGCAUCGCCGAAACCGAGUCUAGAUGAUUUGGCGUUUACAUUGAGUGAACGUAGGGAACAUCAUAAAUUUCGCUGCAUUACAACAGCGUCAGACAUCGAUCAGCUCAUUCAAAUAUUGAGAGCGGAUUCUCAAUCGUGUUUUGAGAUCCCACAAGCGCCAAAGCAUACUGUCCUAGUUUUUGGAGGUCAAAGUAAACAAAUAGUUGGACUUGACAAAAACUUGUAUCAAUCUCACCCCCAACUUCGAGGGUACAUUGAUAAUUGCAACAAUCUUGUUACAAAUCUUGGCUUUUCAGCUAUCUUGCCAGCGGUAUUUCAAUCUGAGCCAAUCACAGAUAUUGUUGCACUUCAAUGUGGUACUUUUGCGAUGCAAUAUGCAUGCGCGAAAUGUUGGAUUGACGCAGGACUGAGAAUAGAUGCAGUAGUGGGUCAUAGUUUCGGCGAAUUGACUGCUAUGACUGUAGCUGGAGUACUAUCACUACAAGACGGAUUGAAAUUGAUCGCUACUCGAGCUUCAUUGAUGCAAAUGAAGUGGGGUCCGGAAAGGGGAACAAUGCUCGCAAUUCAUGCGAACAAAGAGCUUGUACAAGAGAUCAUAGCAUGUAUUGACUUAGGAGCUAGAGAACUGGAAAUAGCCUGUCUCAAUGCUCCAACAAGUCAUAUUGUUGUUGGUAAUUUAUCGUCGAUAACCAAAGCCGAGGAGUUGCUAAAAAUCGAUUCUCGAUUUAACUGUAUUAAAUCUCAACGACUUGACGUAAGUCACGGCUUUCAUUCCAAGUUCACAGAAUCACUUUUAAGCGAUAUUGAUGAGUUUUCAAAGACCUUGACAUUCAAUCAAGCAAAAAUUCCACUAGAGAGCUGUACUUUAGAACCCCUGGAUGAGAUAUUGCCAGGUCGCCUUUCAAAGCACACCAGAGAUCCUGUCUACUUCCUCCAUGCCAUUCGAAGAAUCGAGCAACGUUUAGGACCGUGUGUAUUUCUAGAAGCUGGAAUGGAUUCCCCGGGGAUAGCAAUGACUAAAAGAGCUGUUCAAGAACCAGAUAAUCAUUGUUUCCAAGAGAUGAAGCUCACAAACUCUCAAAAUCCAACGGCCGUACUCUCGACUAUCACAACAAACCUUUGGCGUGAAGGUAUCCCAGUCUCUUUCUGGACCUUUCUCUUGCCGCCACAAGAGUCAGAAUAUAAGCAAAUUUGGCUUCCACCAUAUCAAUUCCAACGUACCCCACACUGGUUGGAAAACAUAGAUAGAGUGGUCGAAGCCCAAGACAAAAUCUCUUCAAUCAUUCCUAAGAAUACAGAAAAACUCGAAAUUCAAGCUCUCAAACAGCUUGUGAUGAAGAAAGACGGAUCACGAAAUGAAUACAAAAUCCAUAUUGAUACCGAGCGAUUCAUUAGAAUUGUAUCAGGUCAUGCAGUGAGAAAACAGCCAUUAUGCCCAGCAUCAAUGUAUAUGGAGUGUGCAGCGAUGGCAUUGCAGAUUGCAGGUGCUGAUGUUGAAACAAAGUCAAUGUUUUUUGAUGGCUUGACUUUCCAAGCUCCUCUUGGUGUUGACAUGAAACGAGAAGUCUCUUUGGUAUUGGAAGACUCUUCAACACCACAAACCUGGAGCUUUAUAGUCAAGAGUUCGUUGAAGACCGACUCAAAAUCCAGGCCCAUAGUACACGCAAAAGGAAUGAUUGGUUUGACUGCCCAACCACAACUUUCAACUUAUGAGAGACUUAUAUCAGAUCGUGUGCAUGCGUUGGUCAAGAAACCGAAUACUGAAAAAUUGAUGUCCAAACGAGCAUAUGGUCUUUUCUCGACAGUUGUACACUAUUCGAGUUUCUUACAUGGGAUUUCAAAUAUCACGAUGGAUGGAAAUCAGGCAAUUGCUGAAAUUGAGUUGCCUCCUUUUCCUGUUGAGGUGCAGGAGAGCACAAUCAAUCACAUUUGCGACACCAUCGCUUUAGAUACUUUUAUCCAAGUUGUUGGUUUACUUAUCAAUAGCAGCUCUCACUGCUCCUCUGAUGAAGUUUAUGUUGCCACUGGUGUUGAGAGUACAAUCAUGUCAGCUUCAUCAUGCGAUUUCAAGAACUGCAAGUAUUGGACAGUGUAUGCCAUGUUCACGCCAACCAGCAACACCCAAGCCACUGGUGAUAUCUAUGUUUUCACUCGAGAUGGCAAAUUGGUGAUGACAAGCACUGGAGUCGGCUUCACAAAGUUACUGAUAACAAAGCUCGAGAAGAUGCUUGCUGCAGCAAAUCCUAAGUCGUCGAACAACAUACCGCUGGAAGAAAAGCUCAUGAGAACGUUAACGCCGAUUACAACCCCAGGGUCACCAAUCGAGAAUGAUUCGAGAAGUAGCAUUGAUGAUUCUGAUGAUGAAGGGCCACCUACACCUACGGACUUGGUGUCGGGGGCAGACAAUCUGAAAAAUUUGAUUGCAUCAUAUACGGGUCUUUCUGACACGGAAAUCAUUGAUGAUGCGAAUAUUGGUGAUCUUGGAGUGGAUUCCUUGGCAGCCGUUGAACUUGCCGAGGAACUGCAAGCGAAAUUUGGGAAAGAGAUUGCAUCCGAGGAUCUUAUGAUGAGCAGCUAUGCAAAUUUGCUCCGAAUUUUUGUUUCCGCAUCACAACCAAGGAAAUCAAAGCCAAUAAGAACCAAAAUAGUGCCAGCUGAGAUCAGUCAGCAAACACCCGAUGCCUCUGAUAUGCAUGACAGAAAUUCACUACAAAGAGAAAAGGUCUUACAAAUGAUAUCUGAAAUAUGUGGAGCUCCAAUUGAUGAAAUUCGAGAUUCAGCAGCUCUACAAGACCUCGGUGUUGAUUCUCUUUCGGCCGUCGAACUGAAAAGUGAGCUUGAAGAUGCUUUUUCAAUCGAAAUUGAUGAUGAUGAUCUCAGUCUAGAGUCAACAGUCAAAGAAGUAUUAAAGUAUCUUGGCAUUGAGGCAAUCCAAAAACAGCAAAAGCCUAUCGCUGGAGUUCCAAGCUACGACGCGAGCUCAUCAAGUAGUUCUGAAAGAGCCAUGGAAAGUUCACCGAUUGUCCUAGCAAACCCUAUGGACGUAAUGGAGAAAUGUCAAGCAGCCUUUGAGCCUGCUGCAAUGAAGCUCGGAUAUAUCAAUUAUUGGUCUGAAGUUGGUCCAAAGCAAGAUGAAUUAUUGAUAGCAUACAUUGCAGAGGCGUUUAAAACACUUGAUGUUAACUUAUGGAAACUCGUCAAUGGGCAAGAGUUGCCGAAAAUUACUUAUCUUCCGAAACAUUUGAAGGUCAUGACUCGAUACAUGGAAAUACUGCAGUCAGGAGGGAUCAUUGAAAAGAAAGGCAGCAAAUAUCUCCGAACCUCAAGAACACUCAGAAAUACGAGUUCAAAUGACUUGCUUCAAGAUCUGUUGCGAAAAUAUCCUGCAUACGCAGCGGAAACGAGACUAAUGGAGUUAACUGGUCCAAAACUCGCGAGCUGUUUGAUAGGAAAAGCUGACCCUGUUGCGCUAAUGUUUGGUAGCGCGACAGCACAGAGGAUAAUGGGAGAUUAUUAUACUACUUCGCCUAUGCUUGGUACUCUUACUGAGCAGCUAGUUGAUUUUAUGAGGCAAAUCGUGAUCGAUACUACCGGUAAUGCACCAAUCAAAAUUCUAGAGGUUGGAGCUGGAUUUGGCGGAACGACCACACGGCUUGCAGAAGUUCUCCAAGAAAUUGGCCGGUCAGUUGAAUAUACUUUCACAGAUAUUUCUCCUUCACUUGUGAAAAAUGCCAAGGCAAAAUUUGCGAAGUAUGAUUGGAUGAAGUUCCAAACUUUCAACCUCGAAAAGGACAUCCCAGCAAAUAUGAGAGGACAAUAUGACAUCGCCAUAGGGACAAAUUGUGUCCAUGCAACCACUAACAAAACUUCUUCGACUACUCACUUGAGGGAAACUUUGAGAGAUGGCGGCUUUGUGGUUCUCUCUGAAGUUACGAAGCUUAUUGAUUUGUAUGAUGUCGUAUAUGGACUACUCGAUGGUUGGUGGUUAGGAAAUGAUGCCGAUUAUCCACUUCAACCACCUGAAUUUUGGAUGGAGUGCUUUAAAAAAGCGGGAUACGCUUCAGCUUCGUACACGGAAGGACCGACACCAGACUCCAAUACACAGCGUCUACUCAUUGCUUCCACCAAGCUCUUAAAGACUCCCAAUCGUGAAAUCGCUACGAAGCAGAAAUCGAAAUUGUGUCACAAAAUCGAUACAGUGACUUACAAAAUUGUUGACGGUGUUGAAGUACUGGCGGAUGUCUUCCUACCGGAAGUGGCGCCAAUCAAUCCAAUGCCUAUAGCCUUGAUGAUCCAUGGCGGCGGACAUAUGACCUUAUCGAGAAAAGCCAUUCGUCCAGCUCAAACAUCACUUCUCCUUGCGAAUAACGUAAUUCCGGUCAGUUUAGAUUACACAUUAUGCCCAGAGGUAGAUCUUAUCAAUGGUCCGAUAGCAGAUAUUCGUGAUGCAUACAUUUGGGCUCAAACUAAACUGCCAGGGCUUGUGAGCGAUGAAAGAAUCAAAAUAGAUCCUACCAAGAUUGUCAUGAUUGGUUGGUCAACGGGAGGCCAUCUGGCAAUGACAACCGCAUGGACAACAAAGGAUAUUGGCUUGGAACCUCCUUGUGCAAUAUUAGCAUUCUAUAGUCCAACGGAUUUCGAAUCGGGAGAUUUAGAUAUUAGUCGUGCGAAUCAAUACCCAGGAAGGAAACUAUCCUUAAACGCGAUUAGAAAAUCGCUCUCCAAGCGUCCGAUCACAAAUUAUGAUGCCGACAGUAGUGAUUCAACAGGCCUAGGCUGGGUUCGUCCAGGAGAUCCGAGAUCCGAGCUUGUUUUGUCUCUUUUUAAAGAAGGGAAUGGCCUUAGUAUUAUGCUGAAUGGUAUCUCUGAUGAUGACUGGCGUAGAAACCCGGAUCCAGAACGCGUCGCGUUCAUCAGUCCUAUGGCUCAACUUCGAUCUGGUAGAUACACCACACCAACGUUUUUAAUCCAUGGCGAGGAUGAUGAGAUUGUUCCAUUCCAUACGGCAAAGAAAUUCGUGACCGCUUUGAAGGAACAUGGGGUACGAUCUGGGAUCUUGGGAGUGUCUGGUGCGAAACAUAUUCAUGACUUGAAUUUGAGGCCGGGUGUGGAACAAUGGAGGCUGGGUGUUCAACCAGGAUACGAAUUCUUAUUCGAGAUACUAUCAAAAUUGUGAAAAUGAGGAGUGAAGAGAGUAGAUGGAAUGCAUAUUAGCUUUGUAGGCGCAC